Vespa crabro (European hornet) is the source of this 965-nucleotide messenger RNA. It is a transcript of the gene eIF3f1, whose product is annotated as eukaryotic translation initiation factor 3 subunit F. Gene Ontology annotation, cellular component: eukaryotic translation initiation factor 3 complex, eIF3m. Gene Ontology annotation, biological process: translational initiation. Gene Ontology annotation, molecular function: translation initiation factor activity; metallopeptidase activity; translation initiation factor binding. NCBI's taxonomy places the organism in Eukaryota, Metazoa, Arthropoda, Insecta, Hymenoptera, Vespidae. The record is from RefSeq and is a predicted model, not a curated record. The coding region runs from base 53 to 910 and encodes 285 amino acids. The transcript has 5 exons.
AUAUGACGUUCUUUUUCCUUUCUAAACCGGAUAAUUUUGUAUUAAAGUAACAAUGGCUCUUAAUUUAACUGUAAAAGUUCAUCCCGUAGUUUUAUUCCAAAUAGUGGAUGCUUAUGAACGUCGAAAGGCAGAAUCUUUACGUGUAAUUGGUACAUUAUUAGGAACUUUGGAAAAGGGAGUCGUUGAAGUAACUAAUUGUUUCUGUGUACCACAUAAAGAAUCUGAAAGUCAAGUAGAAGCUGAUCUUUCGUAUGGUGUUGAUCUGUAUGAUUUGAAUCACAGGGUCAAUGCUCAAGAAAAUAUUGUUGGUUGGUGGGCAACAGGCAAUGAGGUUACAACUCAUUCGUCUGUUAUUCAUGAAUAUUAUGUACGAGAAUGUAAUAAUCCAGUUCAUUUAACAGUUGACACUACUUUAACAAAUACUACAAGGAUGGCAAUUAAGGCUUAUGUAUGUGUCCCAUUAGGAGUACCAAAAGGAAAACAAGGUUCAAUGUUUACACCAGUAAAAGUACAGAUUACAUGCUACGAACCUGAAAUUGUUGGCUUGCAAUUGUGUUCAAAGACACAAUUGCAAUCCCAUGUACCAGUACCUGGUGUUAAGGCUGGUGGAGGAAUAGAGCCAAUGAUGGACCUUGCACAAAUAGCAGAAGCUAGUUCUAAAUUAUCUUUGAUGCUAGAACAAGUUCUUAAUUAUGUAGAUGAUGUUCUUGCUGGAAAGCAACCACCAGACAAUCAAGUUGGUCGAGCUCUCUUAGACAUGGUACAUUCAGUACCAAAGAUGAGUAGUGAUCAAUUUGAUGAAAUGUUCAACAGCAAUGUAAAAGAUCUUUUGAUGGUAGUUGCAUUGUCACAAUUGAUAAAAACACAAUUGCAACUUAAUGAAAAACUUACAUUGCUCACAACAUUAUAAUUUUUAAAACUUACAAAUAUCCUGUAUUAAUAAAAAUAGUGAUAUAAAAUUAAAA